AUGGAGGGUCAAAGAGGGGUCACAGAGGGGUCACAGAGAGGUCAAAGAGAGGUCACAGAGGGGUCAAAGAGGGGUCACAGAGAGGUCACAGAGGGGUCACAGAGGGGUCACAGAGAGGGCAAAGAGGGGCAAAGAGGGGCACAGAGGGGUCACAGAGGGGUCACAAAGAGGUCAAAGAGGGGUCACAGAGGGGUCACAGAGGGGUCACAAAGGGGUCAAAGAAGGGUCACAGAGAGGUCACAAAGGGGUCACAGAGAGGUCACAGAGGGGUCAAAGAGGGGUCACAGAGAGGUCACAGAGAGGUCACAAAGGGGUCACAGAGGGGUCACAGAGGGGUCACAGAGAGGUCAAAGAGAGGUCACAGAGGGGUCACAGAGGGGUCACAGAGAGGGCAAAGAGGGGUCACAGAGGGGUCAGAGGGGUCAAAGGGUCAAAGAGGGGUCACAGAGAGGUCAAAGAGGGAUCACAGAGAGGUCACAGAGGGGUCACAGAGGGAUCACAGAGAAGUCAAAGAGAGGUCACACAGGGGUCACAGAGAGGUCAAAGAGAGGUCAAAGAGGGGUCACAGAGGGGUCAGGGGAUGUGAGAGAGGUCAAGGGGCGUGAGUGGGUGUGGGUGGGAUGA
Messenger RNA from Portunus trituberculatus (swimming crab), 624 nucleotides. RefSeq names its product protein argonaute-2-like. NCBI's taxonomy places the organism in Eukaryota, Metazoa, Arthropoda, Malacostraca, Decapoda, Portunidae. The coding region runs from base 1 to 624 and encodes 207 amino acids. The record is from RefSeq and is a predicted model, not a curated record. The transcript has a single exon.